Didymodactylos carnosus is the source of this 323-nucleotide messenger RNA. NCBI's taxonomy places the organism in Eukaryota, Metazoa, Rotifera, Eurotatoria, Philodinida, Philodinidae. The record is from the annotation of a GenBank genome assembly.
UCCACAUUGCUCUUAUUUUCGAAGGUACUUCCACAUCAACAAGUUCCACCACGACAUCAACAAGAACAACAUCAACCAGCACAACCAAGACAUCAAAAAGAACAACAACAACAACAACAAGGUGAAACAUUAAUUGAAUCAAUGAAUUAUACAAUUGAUCCAGAAGGUGCUAUUGUUGAAGAUGAUGAUGAUGUACAUCAAUCAUCAUCAACGACACCUAAUAAUAGAAAUAGUGUUCGGGCAAAUAGUCAUAGUCCAGGUACUGUAACGCUCAAUCCAAAUGAUAUUUCAUCAUUAUCAUCACCUACAUCAACAUCAUCACC